Messenger RNA from Megalops cyprinoides (Indo-Pacific tarpon), 772 nucleotides. It is a transcript of the gene nip7, whose product is annotated as NIP7 nucleolar pre-rRNA processing protein. The record is from RefSeq and is a predicted model, not a curated record. Gene Ontology annotation, biological process: ribosome assembly; ribosomal large subunit biogenesis. Bases 178 to 720 code for a protein of 180 amino acids. The transcript has 5 exons. Gene Ontology annotation, cellular component: preribosome, large subunit precursor; nucleus; nucleolus. Lineage: Eukaryota; Metazoa; Chordata; Actinopteri; Elopiformes; Megalopidae. Gene Ontology annotation, molecular function: RNA binding.
CCGUGACACUGCCACAUGGACGAGUUUCCUUUUCCUGCGCAGAUCUUCCGCGUCGCUAGCUUGCAAAACACGUGUAGUCUUGAAUACGGGGAGCUGCCGCUACCGUAGUGAACGAGAUAUAACUUACACGUAUCUAACUUGCCGAUUAAUCCACACAAAUUGUUUACAUUUCACAAAAUGCGGCCGUUAACAGACGAUGAAACGAAGACCAUGUUCGAAAAACUCUCAAAAUAUAUUGGAGAAAAUAUUAAGUUGUUGGUGGAUCGGCCAGAUGGGACGUACUGCUUCAGACUUCACAAUGACCGUGUGUACUACAUAAGUGAGAGAAUUUUGAAGCUGGCCACAAAUAUUUCUCGGGAGAAGCUGGUUUCUGUGGGUACAUGUUUCGGAAAAUUUACCAAGACUCAGAAGUUCCGCCUGCACAUCACAGCACUGGACUAUUUAGCUCCAUAUGCCAAGUUCAAGGUUUGGGUGAAGCCUGGAGCAGAACAGUCAUUCCUGUAUGGGAACCAUGUUCUAAAGUCAGGUCUGGGCCGGAUCACAGAGAACACAGUGCAGUACCAGGGUGUGGUGGUGUACUCCAUGGCAGAUGUACCCUUGGGUUUUGGAGUGGCUGCAAAAUCCACGCAGGAGUGCCGCAGAGUGGACCCGAUGUCCAUUGUUGUGUUCCACCAAGCAGAUAUUGGGGAGUACAUUCGGAGUGAAGACACUCUUACUUAAAGCUGAGCUGAUUAAGACAGACUACUCCAUCAAUUGCCGCUGGGGGGGGGGG